Molecule: messenger RNA, 3523 nt
Organism: Nematostella vectensis (starlet sea anemone)
Lineage: Eukaryota; Metazoa; Cnidaria; Anthozoa; Actiniaria; Edwardsiidae
Product: A disintegrin and metalloproteinase with thrombospondin motifs 16
Exons: 26
Coding region: 190-3417 (1075 amino acids)
Biological process (GO): extracellular matrix organization; proteolysis
Cellular component (GO): extracellular matrix
Molecular function (GO): metalloendopeptidase activity
Source: RefSeq, a predicted model, not a curated record
GCGCCACGUCUCCUUUUUCGUGUCCUUUAAAAGCGCAAAUCAUACUGCUCGUUAUUUUACACUUUCGCGCCGUCCCCGCUAGGAGAAUCGACAAGGUAAACACACUUCUUGUUCCGCUAGGAGAAUCGACAAGGCUCAAUAGACAAAGAAUUCAGCCCCUGCAAAGAGCGUGGAAAUACCAGUUCGGAAAUGGCCAUGUUUGUGGUGGUACUGCUACUGGCCACACUAACCGGUUCCUUAUCCUUACACUUACAAGAUCGUCACAAGGAUCUCCCGUUGCACCAUCGUAUGACGUCAUCAGAGCUCAAGACAUUUUUUGACGUCGAUUCACACUCUGAAGUUCCUUCAUACGACGUCGUCCAUCCAUUCCAAUCCGAUGAGUCCGGUAACUUAUUUAGCUUCAAGCUCCGCCCACACGAGGAAUCAAAACAGCGGAGGAGUACUGGGCUCGAAGAACCCAACUUCCAUUACUUCAAGGUCCGAGCAAUGGGUAAAGACCUUCACCUGAAAGUCACUAAGAGUGACGACCUCUUGUCCGAGCAAGCACGUGUACACACCGUGCAUAAGGAUGGAAGCAGGACAAGCACAGAGGUACCGAGAGAGGCUGAGUACUACCAUGGUCACGUGACCUCGCACCCAGACUCCUUGGUUGCACUGAGAAUUCACGCUGGAUUGUCUGGUAUGAUUGACACCUCAGAAGACACUAUGUUCAUUCAGCCUCUGCCGAGUCGGCUCGCAAAGCAUUAUGGAGCAAAAGAUGGGGCCCAGCCUCACGUGGUAUACCGAAGAGCGGCUGAUGACUUCAUUGAUGAUUUCCCUACAAAAGAAACAAAUAACGGCCUACGCAUGCGUGAUAGCUCACAGCCGCUGGCCAAGCGUACAGGAAGAAAGUAUCUUGAGACCCACAUGGUUGCCGACCAGUUUACGGCAGACAAAUAUGGCGACGAGACAACGAACUACUUGCUGAUGGUCGCACAUGUGACUCGUCACAUGUUCCUGAAUCCUAGCGCCGGUGGAGUCAAAGUCAACCUCGUGAUCGUCGGGAUUACAAUCAACACUGCAGGGCUCGGUUAUGAUGCCUCUGCGUCGAGCUACACGCGUCUGGAUGCUCUUGGAUCAUGGGCGUCCGCGAACCUCCCGUCAGACGACAGCGAUCCCGCCCAUGCUGAUGUUGCGGUUCUUGUUUCGUCGGUCACAGGCGGACUCGCGUCUGCGGGAUCCACUUGUGGGAGUCUCGGAAAGGCAUUAGCAGGGAACUCAGGCAUCCAGGCCUCUAUCAUCGUGGCUCAUGAAAUCGCGCAUACCCUUGGUGUCGGCCAUGACGGUGCCUCGUCACGACCUGAUUGUCGAAAUGGUCAAUACAUCAUGGGUACUUCAGUGUCUGGCGGAGGCAAAGCCUACAAGUUCUCUCCUUGCAGUAGAGAGAAACUGCAGUCCAUUCUAACAGGUAGCUCGUGUUCGCCCCUUGAUGAUGCUCCUGGGAAAAUGGUCCACUCUCUGACUUCCUGGCAAGGGAAACAUCCUGGACAGAUCUACGAUCGCACCAAACAGUGUCAGAUGACGUAUAACAGUGACUACAAGGGUUGUGGACCUAAAAUUGGAGAUUGUGGCUCAUUAUAUUGUUCUAAGAACGGCGGCGUAACCUGCCUUUCAAUGAAUGCCCCGCCACUUGACGGGACACGGUGCGGAGUGCGAAAGUGGUGCAUUGCGGGCGAGUGUGUCGAUGAUGGUUCUUCACCUGUAGACGGCGGUUGGUCUGACUGGUCAGCGGAAUACUCUACCUGCUCUUAUUCAUGUGGUGGUGGCGUCCAGUGGAAAACACGGACCUGCACCAACCCCAAGCCUCUCCGGGGUGGUGCCGACUGUGUCGGGCCAAGCCGGGCACACUACAAGAUCUGUAAUCCUCAGCCUUGUCCUAGCGGGACCGAUACAUACAGGACACACCAAUGCAGAGCGAUAAACUUUAAGGCCCCUGAACCUCGCUACUCCAAAGGCUACGAAUGUGACCUGUUGUGCAUUGAGGGAAGUCUGAUGCAUCCUCGCGGAAAAGUUGGGGACGGAACUCGAUGCUUCAAGGACAGCAGCAUCAAAGACGUGUGCAUACAAGGGAAAUGCGAGCAAGUGGGAUGUGACGACGUACUUGGAUCAGGACAACGUGUUGACCGGUGUGGCGUGUGUAAUGGAGACAGCUCCACGUGCUCUGUCGUCACUGGCACUUACUCGGCACACUGCCCUAGAUGGGGGCCAUAUCCCGGAUGUAAGAUGUUUGAUCUCCCCGCCGGGGCCACAAACGUACACGUAGAGAAAACCAACGCGGACCACAAUGUUCUUGGUAUUAAAGACGCCUCGGGCAGCUAUCUUAUCAACCUGCCUACUUGGAGUACGACGGUAGAGGCGGCUGGCACGAAAGUCAUCUACAAACACGAAGAUAGUGUGUAUCAAGAUACCAUAGAUAUUCCUGGACCGACAAACGAGCAGCUAGGGCUCUUCAUGGUGAGUGUUAUUGGUUCAAAUAAGGCAGUCACGUGGAAAUACCUGAUUCCUGGAAAUUCGAGUGUCAGUAGUAGUGAUGUGGAGUGGAAGACUGGGGCCUGGAGCGCAUGCUCAAAAGCCUGCGGAAUUGGGUCUCAAGAGCGUGACGUGGCGUGCCUGCGCAAGGACGACAAAACUUACGUCAGAGAGAGCUUGUGCGCAGGCUCGAAGCCAGCAGCCAAUCAGGAAUGCGAGACCGCCAAGUGCGUCUCCAGCUGGUACACGACGGAAUGGAGCCCAUGCUCGGCCACCUGUGGCAAAGGUACCCAGUCCCGCUCGGUCAUCUGUCGCCGUGAGACGUUCACUGGGUCCAAGCAGUACGAGACACUUCCGGAUGCUAGCUGUACCGGAAGUAAACCUACCGUCACUUUGAAUCAGGAGUGUAACAAGGUCGACUGUCCUCCUGAAUGGAUGCCCACGGAAUGGUCAGCGUGCACGAAGACCUGUGCGGGAGGUCGACAAUCAAGGACCUUAUCUUGCAAACUGAAAGACCUGAACGGUGCGUACCACGAGGUGGCAGACUACCACUGCCAUAACGCCAUCAAACCCUCACGCCAACAAGCCUGCAACAGUGACGUCAAGUGCUUCAACUUCCUCGGCUGUUAUCGUAGUCGAACAAAGCCUCUUUCGACACUCGUCGCCAGCUUCCGAGGUAAUAUCGAUUGGUACGACAUGAGCAAGACCAUCGCCCAUUGCGAGGCAAAGGUGAAAGCUGAACAUCCCACAUGGACCUACUUUGGCAUCGAGUACUAUGGCGAGUGCUGGUCGGGGGAGAAUGGGGCGAGAGCCUAUGCACGUGACGGCAAAAUCGACUGUGAGGGGAAUUCGUACCAAGGGACCGGAGGGCCUGGCGUACUCGCUGUUUACAAAGUGAAUGACUCAUGAUUAUUUAAAGGAUAAUUGCUGUAUCCCGCCUUCGCACAUCCUACUUUUUCAAGUGAUCAAACAUAUUUAUUGAAUGUAAAAUAAAACGUUUACCUAUACUACAGCA